AAUUCCGAUAGAGUAAAUUUUCGCUCGACAGUCAAAGUAGAAAGUCUGAAUUAUUGCUUCAUCAAAAAGCGGGGGUUGGAAAAAGAUAGUUGCCGAGGAUCUAUAGAUUGUUCUGCAUUGAAGAGUUCGCCCUGGGGCGACAAUCAAUCAAGAUGAAUACUGCAGGCUAGACCCUCAAUUACAGCCUCAUGAUCCCGAUUUUCACCCUCCAACAAUGGAAACGUGAUUAAACGGAGGGAACAAUUUUUCAACACGAGAAUUCAUCGUCUGUUAAAUUUUUUUAAUUGAAAAUUUAGAGGGGUGAAUUGAAACAAAGGAUUCAUGACUAGUUUAGCAUCUCCAUUUCCCUGAAAGCCCCUGUAAUAAUCUUGACGCAUUAAAUUAAAGUGGGGGAUUAAUUUCCAAGGGGAGACAAUUAGGUACUUCAUUUUCUAAAAUUAUUUGCUGAGAAGUUAUGAGUUAAAUGAGAGAUCAAACUAAUUCGGAAAUUAUUAACGAAGUAAAUGAGCAGUUUGAUUGGAAACUGUGGCAGUAAGACUGUCUUCUUUCUCGGGUAAGCUCAUUAUUUAUAAAAAAACCUCGAAGACUUCGAACUUUGAAUUAUUGCUCCACCAUAAAUCUGAGAUUGAAAAAAAUCCUUCCCGAGGAUCUAUAGAUUCUCAUGCAUUCAGGAGUCUGCCCUCAAGCGGCAAUCAAUCAAGACGAAAUCUCCAGUCUAGACCUUCAAUCACAGCUGAUGAUCCCAAAUUCCGCCAACAAAGGAAACUCGAUUAAACGAGGGGAAAUAGUGUAUUUCCGGGCUUGUGCGAUGGGCUUUUUUGCACGUACAGAGGUGCGAACGAGUCGAAAGCACAAGAUCUCCCCCAACGAGUAAAAAUCGCUCGUCCCGACUUGACAAAAUACUUUUAAAAGCAACAAAAAAUAUUCAUGAAAUUCUUUUCGAAGGCACUCACACCAGUGGGAGUUUCUAGGAAUCAUUCGAGAAAUGAAUGAUUUUCGGAGCUUUAAUUUCCUCUUAAAAUGAACAUCAAUGCGAUAGAUCGAUCAAAUGAUUCGUCACUUCUUCAUUGUGAUGCAAUUCACAUUAAUCAAGAGGGUGGACAGUGAAUAGGUCAUACAAUUCCUGAGUGACGGAGGAUCGAACAAUUUCAGGGGAGAAAGAGAAAUAUUUUUAUUGGGAUAUAAAAAUUCAUGACAGUCAUCAAUUGAUCACAUGAGAAAUAAGGAACAGGGAUUUUCCUAGAAGAUUUGAAACUUUCGACAAAUCGUGAGUCGAAAGAGAUUAAUUCCGAGGAUUUGCAGAUCCCCCCGCACCCAAUGCUUCCGGCAAUCAAUCAGAGCUAAACCUCCAGUCCAGCCCUUCAACCACAUCCCCUUACGAUUCGAAAAACUUCCACAAGUACAACUGAAUUGAGCUCAUGGAAAGAGAAUGUCAGCUGGAAGAAUUAAAAUUAUCAGCUUCACACCUCAUCGGAGACUCAUGGCCACCCUGGUGGCCCUCAUGAUGUCCUAAAAAUUAAUCCAGAAUCGACCAGGCCAUUUAUUUAAAUGUAGAUGUACACAAAACAAAUAAUCAUGUACUGUAAUUAUUCAGUGCAAAUAAUCCAGCAACUUUUCAUCGCUUUAAAUAAUCCCAGAAAAAGCUCAAGACCUCAUUCACCCCCACAUCCGUCUAAUCCAAUUCGAAAAAAAAAUCUAUACACCAUCACGAGGGGGAUGAACAUAUGGUGGCUGGAAGUGCGGAGGGGAGGCCUUCGGAAUUGGACAGGGAAUGGGCACAAGUUGAGGGACGAGGUUUGCCCUCGUGCCUCGGUGGUGAAAGCUGAUGGCAGAUCGAAUCCUCAGUUGGCGAUGGGAGAGGGGUUGAAUGCGCGGGAUGCCAGCUCACCUUGCGCAUUUCAUCCACUUUUCCCCAAUCGUACAGCAACCAGAGUCGACUGUUGGUGAGACUCACCAGUCAGUACUGGACAAGCGCGAGGUGACGGACUCCAAUCGAGGCUUGAAGUGAUUAAUCGUGAACAAUGAGUCUAACUGAGGGUGGCGAGCUGCCGUCGGUGGUUGAAUUGAAUGUGGGUGGAGUCUUCUACACGACAUCGCGAUCAACUCUGAUGAAAGAGAGUGAGUCGCAUUUGUCAGCGAUAUUAACUGGCAAGACGAGCCUGGAGAGGGACUCCAAGGGCCGAUAUUUCCUCGAUCGUGAUGGUGUCCUGUUCCGGUAUGUUCUUGAUUUCCUUCGGAAUGACUCGCUGAUCCUGCCGGAGGCAUUUCGCGAGCGUGAGAGACUCCGCUGCGAGGCAGUUUUUUACAGACUUCCUGGCUUGGAGAGGGCCAUCAAGGAGCCCAAUGGCAAACGUCCCGUUGGCUACAUCACCGUUGGCUAUCGCGGUAGCUUUGCCUUCGGCCGGGAUGGACUUGCCGACGUCAAGUUCAGGAAAUUGUCCAGAAUACUUGUCUGUGGACGUGUCGCCCUGUGCAGGGACGUCUUCGGGGAGACACUCAACGAGAGCCGGGAUCCUGAUCAUGGAAUGUCCGAUAGAUACACCUCCAGGUUCUUCCUCAAGCACAGCUUCAUUGAGCAGGCAUUCGACAUGCUCCAGGAGCAGGGAUUUAAACUCGUUGCCAGCUGUGGAUCUGGCACUGCUGGUGGCAGUGCUGAGCAACUCAAGCCUGGAGUUGAUUCGGAGGAAAAUCGGUGGAAUCAUUAUAAUGAAUUUGUUUUUGUUAGGGAGUAAGGAGAGGGGAGCAGUCGAUGGGGUGCUUUGAAACAAUAAUUUUGACAAUUAUCUGCGCCUAUCGCUGUAGACGGUAUUGAGAGGGUCUGGAGGUUUCGGGGGGCACUGGCUCCUCUUCAGGUGAUUCCCAUGUUUUUCGAUGGAUUUUUGGAGAAAUUUUUGGGUCAAAAUUAUUCGAUCGAUCGUCUCCCAGGGGCAUAGAAAAAUGUGGAAAUUAACUGAAAGGGUGUAAAACACCCUUAAGAGGGUUUCAUUCUUUGAGGGGUGGCGACAUGAUCGAGCAUUUGCUCGAGUGGUUUUUCGGCUUCAGUUUUGCGUUCUUAAGCGGUGUCGUGUGGGGGAGUGAGGAAUGAGGGUAUUGGAAAUGGUUUAUAUGAAAUUGUAUUUUGUGAUGAGGGUUCCACUAUUUCACUGCUGAAUUGCAUCGAUAAGUGCGAGGUUUUUGGGUUUACAAAUUAAUGUCUAAAUUAUCUGAGUCUGUUCAUCGAGGAAAUCAAACAAAGAGCUCGUAAAAUUUUAUAGAAAAAUAAUGGAUCAUCAAAAAAUGUGAUAAAAACCUAAAAAAGUAUUAAGUUCCAUAAAAAUUCCCUCGCACAUCUUUGCCCUUUUUAUCCAGGUUUUUUUCUCCGUCUUCACACGGAUUUCUCCCCAACGGAAUGUCUCCAUCUCUUCCCCCCUAUAAUCCUCAAUUACAACAGAGAUAAUUUGAUAAUUCAGUAAUGAAGUAGUGGAACGAAAUAGCUUUCCUGGUAAGAACGAGGGAUUGAAGUAAAAUGUCAAGCGAAUUUGACUUACCUCACUUCCCCACUUCGUUCCACAAACGAGAUAAUCUUCUACGAGACGUAAUAGACUUCCAACCACUUCCUCCGAUAUAUUAGAUAAACUUACGACAAUUGUGGGAGGCAAGUAAUGACUCUGACUGUCUGCACGGGUAUUAAAAAACAAAAAUAAUAAUAAUGGUAAAAUUAAUGCUGUACGAUCAACUAUUUAUACUGAGUAACUGUAGAUACUACAACCUGUAACACUUGAUGCAUUCAACUGUUGCAUUCACAGAGAAUAUGUAAUAUAUGUAACUCUUGUUUCCAGUCACCAAUGCACAUAUCUGUAAUGAACGAACGAGUGCGCCAAUUUUUGAAAAAUCAAUCAUUGAUGUAUCGUUGUCGAAUUUUUUUUUUCCUCGAGAUUUACAGAGAAAAUGUAGAGAAUUCUGAACACGAAUCAUCCAGGGUCACGGCUGCAUUCUAUUAUUAUUGUGAAUGUGGAAUGAAAGAUUAGGAAAACGAGUGUUACGUGCGUUAGAACUUCACUUUCACGUGAGAAAUAUGAUAAUAUUAUCUGUUGAUGAAAUACGUUAUUUCAGGAACGAAGUGAUGGAACGAUAUUUGUCGAUUUUACUAUGGAUUUUUGUGUUAGCUUUUAACUGCCAAUAAGUCGAGAUCGGUUGAGUGAAAAUCAACAUUUUUGCUUUCAUAUUCAAGAUUUUUCUUGGGACUUCAAAAUGAGAUGUGACUUGGGGAAAUUGGUUCAUUUGUUCAGGAGAUUUUGGAGUUUGUUUGACGGUACACUUCGCAAUUUCGUUCUAUCAAUUUGCGAAUGAUUUCUUCCAUAAUCUGUCUUCUAUGUCGAUUUUAAAAAAUCAAUGGGUGCAGAGAAGUCUAAUUGAGAGGAGAAUACCUAAUGUAUAGAUUUCUCUUCGAGUGAUAGAAUAAGUAGUGAAUUCGAUUGAUGAUAAAACUAUGAGAAAAUCAUUGGAA
This is a messenger RNA of Diachasmimorpha longicaudata, 4486 nucleotides long. It is a transcript of the gene Ktl, whose product is annotated as BTB/POZ domain-containing protein KCTD16. The transcript has 2 exons. The coding region runs from base 2022 to 2732 and encodes 236 amino acids. Gene Ontology annotation, biological process: protein homooligomerization. Lineage: Eukaryota; Metazoa; Arthropoda; Insecta; Hymenoptera; Braconidae. The record is from RefSeq and is a predicted model, not a curated record. Gene Ontology annotation, molecular function: protein binding.